AAGAUAGAACACGCGAGUAAGACAUACAGUAGAAACAAACCCAGUUGUUCAUCCUCUGAAAUUCUCCCCAAAUUUGGUACCCUUCAUUUCUUCUUCGAUCUCUUUCUCUCUCCUCCCCACACUCUCUCUUUGCCACCAACUCCACUCCAUCUUCGCCGCCGUCAAUUCCUCCAUUUCUUCGCCGCCGGCGUAUGCUUCUCGCCGGACUUCAUCUCCCAUUUCUCAUUUCAAGGAGUACUGUGUCAGGUGUCAUGGUCACAUCCUUUCCAUGUUCAAGGCUGGGUGACAUAGUGGGUGAAAGUUGUGAACAAGGAAUUAAGACUUUUAUAACCAUAAUAAAGUUCGUUGUGUGAAAGGGAAUAAAGACAAAUAUAUUUCAAAUUGGUGGUUGCUUUUCUAAAUUUCUUCUCACAAGAAAUUAGAGACUGUUUUCAUCAUCAAGCUACACAUAAGGGUAUAGUCUAAUGCCAGAAGGAGCAAUGGCAGUGGUCAAAUCAGAGAUGAAGUCUUAUGUUUGGCUACAGACUGCUGAUGGGUCAAUUCAGCAAGUUGAGGAAGAAGUUGCUAUGUUUUGCCCCGUCAUAUGCCGCGAAAUACUUCAAAAAGGCAUGGGGUCCUCUAAAUUAAAUGCUAUUGUACUUCCAGAACGGGUUAAUCCAGCAACCCUGGGUUUAAUUCUGGAUUAUUGUCGAUUUCAUCAAGUGCCUGGCCACUCUAUUAAGGAGCGGAAGGCAUUUGAUGAUAGGUUCAUCAGAUUAGAUACCAAAAAAUUAUGCGAGUUAACAUCUGCUGCUGAUAGCCUUCAAUUAAAACCUUUGGUUGAUCUUACAAGCCGCACACUUGCUCGAAUAAUUGAAGGGAAGACUCCAGAGGAGAUACGUGAGAUAUUCAAUUUACCUGAUGAUCUUACAGAGGAAGAGAAGUUGGAGCCUUUAAAAAAUGUGACUGAUGAUCCCCGCAUUCGACUGCUGAAUCGAUUAUAUGCUAGAAAGAGGAAGGAAUUGAAAGAAAGAGAACAGAAGAAGAUUGAAGUUGAAGAAGAGCAUGUUGAUAAACGCUCUGUUGAUGAUCUUUUGUCGUUCAUAAAUGGUGGAGAGAACGAUUCAAAAGGAGCUAAAACUAAUAAAAGCAAAAAGAAAAAUCGUCGGAAGAAAACACACUCUAAAGUGUCCUCAAACAGUGAAAAUGGAGACCACAAGGUGGCUAAUGGUAUAUCCCAUAUUUAUGAAAAUGGCAAAGCUAAUGAUGGAAUGGUGUUGGAUUCGGGUCCUAGUUCAGAAUCGUUGGACCCUUUGAGCUCUUUUUCACCUAAGCUUGACUUUGAUGAGGCUGAUAUUGAUGAUGAGCUGGAUCCAGCAAUGAAGGAAGAACUUGACAGGGAGGUAGAGGACUUUGCUCGGAGAUUGAAUUCAGAUUGGCCUGAAAGAAUGCAAGAGAUUCUUUCUUUGGGCCAAGGAAAACGACUUACCCCCAUAUCUGCAAGUGGCAAUGGCUCUACACAAAGAUAUACAGGUUUACAACAAAGAUAAUAAUGACAUGAGAGAGGAUGAGCUCCUCUGUGUGGGUUAGCUGUUCGUCCUAAGCGUGUGCAUAUAUUUAUAUCUUGCACACUGUAUUUGCCAUGCUUAAGCGAUGGAAAAUGGGCGGUUAGGCUAUUAGUUGCAAAAAUUUGUAUAUUGUUGGGGUUGGGAAAUAACUUGGUUCUGAACAUUUGUAUACCUUCAGUUACACCAUAGGCUCAUAGAUUUGUUCUUUGCACAUUUUUCCCCUGGAUUUUAAGUGUCCCUUCUAUUUAUUUUUUAUUUUUUUUAUACAAGUUUCUUGUUGAAUGCAGUGCUUUCUGUAUCCGUUUGAACUAGCAAAUGUUUUUAACACAUACCAGAAAAGUUUCUUGUUAAAUGCAAUGCUUUCUGUAUCAGUUUGAACUAGCAAAUGUUUUAACACAUACCAGAAAAUCGACUGUAAAUCUAUCUUUCCAUUUUUAGAUUUU
Messenger RNA from Chenopodium quinoa (quinoa), 1990 nucleotides. RefSeq names its product SKP1-like protein 21. Gene Ontology annotation, biological process: SCF-dependent proteasomal ubiquitin-dependent protein catabolic process. Gene Ontology annotation, molecular function: cullin family protein binding. NCBI's taxonomy places the organism in Eukaryota, Viridiplantae, Streptophyta, Magnoliopsida, Caryophyllales, Amaranthaceae. Gene Ontology annotation, cellular component: nucleus; cytoplasm. The transcript has 10 exons. The record is from RefSeq and is a predicted model, not a curated record. Bases 465 to 1529 code for a protein of 354 amino acids.